AAAGAGACCAGUGACCAAGCCAUGUGAAGCCAUGUCCGCGACACUUCGAGCUCAGCUUGCCAAAGCAGGGCGUGCCCCUUUGACACGUGCUCUACAAGGGCGUGCCCCUUUGACACGUGCUCCACAAGGGCGUGCCCUGUUGACAAGUGCUCAAGGCAGCCGGCCCAGCUUCCUGGUGCCUGGCGUCGAGGAGUUGCCCGAGCGGAUCCCUUGGGGCAAGCUGGUGGCAGAUGGUGUGACGCCCCAGCCAGGGAUUGUGCUGGGGGUGAAGGACUACGGCGCGCUGAUCGCCCUGAGCCAAACGCAGAAGGGUCUGGUGCCCAGCGCGGAGCUGCCGCCGGAGCCGCUGGAGCUGGGGCAGCCGGUGACCGCCUACAUCAAGUUCAAGACCUUUGAGGCCCAACGGCUGAACCUGCGCCUGGCGGAGGCUUCGGGCGCGCAGAAGCGGCUCACGAGCCUCUGCUGCGAUGGCCGCUCGCCCUACCAGGGCACCGUGACCUCUUUGGCGCCCUUCGGGGUCUUCAUCAACCUGGGCUUCGAGCGGACCGGGUUCUUGCCGCAGCGCAGCUGCGACCAGGACCUACAACAGGGCGACACGGUCACGGUGUAUGCCAUCAUGAAGCACUGGCGCACCGGGCGCUUCGAGUUGUCACUGACGCCUCUGCCGACGGCCCGCAGGCCCCAUAAACUGCUGGCGGUGGAUGGGAUUACGCCGUACCAGGGGGUGGUCGGGGCAGUGGUGGGCUCUGCGGCUGUGGUGGACAUUGGUUUCGAUGUGCAGGGCACGCUGCUCAUGGAGGACAACGAGUUGCAGCCCGGCGAUGAGCUCACCGUCUACGCGGUGCGGCACUGGGGCCGCAAGCGCCGGCUCUUCUUCGCGCGCACGCCGCGGCUAAAGCCGUUGCUCUCCGUGGCGGAAGUGGUGGCGGAUGGGCAGACGCCCUACUGGGCCACGGUGGUCUCCGGACCCACCUUCGACUUCUUCGAGCUGGACAUCGGCUGCGCGGACUUGGCCAAGCUGCCGCUCAGCGACCCGGCGGCGAAGCCGGCGGGCCGCGAGCUUCUGGCGGGCGACAAGCUGCAGGUCUUCGUCCAGAUGAAGCAGGAGUUCAACGGAGUCAUGGUGGUGUCCAGCGAGCGGCGAAAAACGCCCCGCACCAAAGCCAGCGCGCUGCUCACGGACGGCACUCCCUACCCAGGAAUCGUGACCCGGCAAAGCUCCUGGGGCACUCAUGUGGACUUCGGCUGCGAAGCUCCAGGCCUGCUGCUGGCUGGCCGAGAGGCCGCCCUCACAGCCGACACAGACAAGGGAAAGGCCGCAGCGUUGCUGCGGGCAGUGCCCGAGUUGGCAGAGCUGCCGGUGGGUGCCGCAGUGACCACCUACGUGUGGACCAAAUGUGACAAGGGCAAGGUCUGUUUGGGCCUUGAGCCCCGACCACAGCCUGCGAUCCCCCUGGCGCAACUGCCGGUGGAUGGGGUGACGCCGCUCACAGGCAUGGUGACCACAGUGUCCUCCAGCGGCAUCUUCCUGGACGUGGGCAGCGACGCCAUCGGGCGCCUGAACCCGGAGCAGCUCUCGGAGUCGGAAAGGCGCGAGGCCCAGGCCCUGCGCAGCGGGGAAGUGGCGCAGGUCUUCGCGCGCAGGCGGAGCCUCGGGAAGGGCAUCAUGGCCCUGGGCCUCCGCCCGGACGCCGUGCCCAGGCUCGGUGUCCAGGAGGUGGAGCGGGGCGGCAGAGUGCACGAGGGCCGGGUGGUCUCUGUGUCCCACAACGCCGCCUUCGUGGACCUCGGCUGCGUCGUCUCAGGGCUUCUUCCAGAGCUAGUGGCGCCUGAGUUGCCAGCCAAGUCGGCUCCCCUUCGGCUUGCAGAGGGCGACAAGGUGCUGGUACGAGUGGAGAGGCUAGAUGACGACGAGAAGUUUCAACUUUCCCUGCUGCAGAUGAUUGGUGGCGAGGUGUCUGUGGAGAACAGCAAGCACAGCCUGCAGCAGCUGAUCCAGCAGAGGUUGGGCCGGCCUAUUCGGAAGGGGGAUAUGUCCUACCAGGUGGGCCAGGUGGAAGGAGCUUGGGAGGCCAUCCUGGCGUUUCCUUGGGAAGGAGCGCAGAUGAAGUUUACAGGCAAAGGUGCCAAGAAGAAGGAGGCAGAGCAGCAGGCUGCAACUCGCGCCGUGCAAUAUCUGUUUGAAAACAAAUAGUUAGUUUGUCAGAUCGAUAUUGUUUGUACACCGACCAUAUUAUACAUAUGUAUCCAGA
Effrenium voratum is the source of this 2252-nucleotide messenger RNA. Lineage: Eukaryota; Dinophyceae; Suessiales; Symbiodiniaceae. The record is from the annotation of a GenBank genome assembly.